Molecule: messenger RNA, 2804 nt
Organism: Vicugna pacos (alpaca)
Lineage: Eukaryota; Metazoa; Chordata; Mammalia; Artiodactyla; Camelidae
Source: RefSeq, a predicted model, not a curated record
UCAUUCCUUGGAAGAGGCAUUCUGCCAGGUGUUUGGAAUACAAAAAAAUGGGAGUUACUCCAUUUCUGCCUUCAAGGAUCAUGAUUAUAAAGCUAAGAGCUAUUAGGCACUGUUGAAAGUUCUUAUCACAGCUUGUUUCCCCAAAGCCCUAUAAAGUAGGCGCUGUUGUGUUUCCACUUAUGGAUGAGAAAUUGAGACACAGGGAGGUGUAUCCAGAUUGUAUAGAGGUUGCUGCUACUCAGUGGGGAGCUUAGCAAUUUGGUUCCAGAGUCCAAGUUCUUAACUGCAUUCUGUCAUUACCUAGGGCAAGUUAGUCACCCACAAGGGCACUUGCAGUCCAUUGUGAUAAGAGCUUGAAGUUACACGUAGAUUACUGGAAAGCAAGAAAUGGGUGCCUAGCUCUGAGCAGGGGAGUGAGGAAAGACUUCACAGAGAAGUUGACCCCAGAGUUGGAAUGGGAGGUACAAAGAGACCUGCAUGUGCAGAGAAAGGGCUAUGAAACAGCAUGUUGAAUUAGCAGAAUAUUAAGCAUUUUAUUUAGAAUAUGUAUGUGAGAAUGUAAGGAUAAUUGUGUUACUUGGAGAGGUGGGAACCAAUAAAUGAUGUGCCUUGUCAUGUGUAACAGCAAACUGGCUAACUUAGGCACAAAGAGGAAUUUAUUGGCUCAGAGAAGCCAAAGCGAGAGUUGAACAGAAAGGUAAAGAUGCCAACAGGGCCUUAGGAAGCUGAACCAGAAAUUCAAACUGCCAAGACCAUCCAUUUCUUAUUGCUGACUCGACAGCCUUCCCUACUUGGCAGGAAUCAUGGAUGUUGACAGCUUUUGCGUUUUGACAUCUUGCAGCUUCCUCCACCUUAAAAUCCCUGAAGAAGGCUCUGAUUCACCCAGCUUGGGCCAGGCAUCAGCUCGCAGGGAAGGGUAUCGUUUUGCAGGGAGUGGCUGUCAGGGACUUCCCAGAAGAAAUCAUGCUUCUGAAAGAAGUACAGGUGCUGAGCCAACAAAGUAAUAUGCUCACUAUCCGUGCUUCAGUCAGUGGGCAGCCAUUGGAUUAUCUUGAGUGCCAGUUCCAGCCAAUCUGACCUUUGAGGCCUAUAACUUGAAUGCUGUUCUACUCUGGGAUUACCCGAUCAUGCCAUGGACCCCUGUGUUUACUGUACAGGUGAAGGCCUAUGAGGACCCAGUAUGGAUUGAUGCCUGCAAUACCUCUCUUCAUUCUUGUGAUAUCUUUUCCUUAAUUAAUGAUCCAUCAGGUUCUCUCUGGGCUAGAGUUAAAGCUAGGCUUGGACAAAAAGAAUCAGCUUAUGCAGAGUCAAAAGAGUUUAUUUUAUGCAGACACGGGAAAAUUGGACCACCUAAACUGGAUAUCAGAAAGAAGGAAGACCAAAUCAUUGUUGAUAUAUUUCACCCUUUCAUUACUGAAAAUGGAAAUGAACCAGAACUCGUGUAUGAUGAUGAAAAUUCUUGUUACACAUUCAUAUACAAUGUGUUUGUGAGGAUAAAUGGAAGUGAAGCCACAGAUAAAACAUACAUGAAGAAGAUAGAUGACUGUAAUGAGACUCCAUGCUUCUUAAGUAUUCAGGUGUCCUCACUGAAUUCUGAGUACUGUGUUUCAGCAGAAGGAGUUUCAGAUUUGUGGGCUGUUAAAACUGAGAAGUCCAAAGAACUCUGUAUUACCAUUUUUGAUGAGAAGAGCACACAAAAUCCUGUUUGGAUUCCGAUUGUUGCUGUUGUACUGCUCUUUCUGAUACUUACCCCGGUAGUUGUGUUUUGUCUCAUCAAGAAGGUGAAUCCACUUAAGAAAGAAAACAUCAUGUUACCCAAAUCCUUGCUGUCUGUGGUAAAAAAUGGCUCUUUAGAGACAAAACCUGAGCCAAAAUAUAUAUCACCCAUCAUCUACCAACCAAUUGCCCUAGAAAACGAGCAGUUGUCUCCAGGGACAAUUUCAAGCGUGCUUACUGAAGACAAUCCAGGAAAAGCGGAACACGGAGAUCUUUCUAGUGAAACGGAAGUGGUGACCACUGAAGAAAAUAUUUCUGACUUGUUCCCUAGUAGCCCUGUGACCUCAGUAGAGACAGAGAAUUCUGUCCACUCAAGCAGUAACCAGUCUGAACCCUGCAGCAUCACUUUAAAUGCCUAUCACUCCAGAAAUGGUUCUGAUGGUGGCCUUGUGAUACUGAACAACUGCUGUGACUCCGAAAGUAAUAAAACUGAAAUAAAGACAGAAGGGCAAGAGCCCGUAACACUGAGAAACACUACCACCUCCUUUGGUUAUGAUAAACCACAUGUGUUAGUGGAUCUGCUUGUGGACGAAGGUGCUAAAGAGUCCUUGAUUGGUUACAGACCUACAGCGGAUUCCAAAGAGUUUUCAUAAGAUCAACCAAGAUGCACCAGCUUGUACAACGUGCUUUUCCCACGUAAUUUUCUCGCUUUGAAAAUUGUGUCUUGUUGGUAUCAACCAAGUGGAGUAUCAUGGUUUAGAUAAAUGUAUAAAAAGAGGCUGUUUGAAACUGUCAGAGUUGGUCUGAAGACUGCAGAGACUCUGUAAAAAAACAAAAAACAAAAACAAACAAACAAGGUCACAUAGGAACCUUUCCAUCUAAAUGUGUUAACCGUGCCAGUGAAUGCUCUCUAAUAACUCUGCUUCCUGUGAUAGAAGAUGAUACCCCCAGGAUCUUUUCUAACCACUUCUAGAGAUUAAAUGGAUUUUUUUCUGUGCCUCAUAGUGGUAUUUGCUUUUGGUAGUUUAUGUAUAUAGGCUUUCAGAAGUAACCUGAAUGCUUUUGAAAAUUGUACUUAAAAUUUAAUU